AUGCUUCUUAACCCGGAGACCAUUCUUGCUCGCUCUCUUAAAGCUCGGUACUUUCCAAGGACAGACAUUUUGCUAGCUAAUAAUGCUCAUAACCCUUCUUUCAUUUGGAAUAGCUUAUUAGUUGGUCGUGAGUUGUUAUUGGAAGGUAUCGCGUGGAAAGUAGGCAGUGGGAAUCGAAUUCGUUUUGGCUGUGACCGGUGGCUCCCCUCUAUUUCUGGUGGUUUUGUUACGGCCAAGGUUCCAGAAGCAUGGAAAGAAACGAAGCUUACAGAUUUUAUACUAGACAACCCUCUCUCUUGGGAUUUUGAUGGUCUUGCUGAGUUCCUGGAACCCGGCGAUCUUUGGAAAGUAACUUCCCAGAUUGUGCCUUCUUUGAAUCGACCGGACUCUCCCUUUUGGCCGGAUGGUAAAUUUAAUUCUUACACUGUGAAAUCUGGCUAUCACCUGGCUUGCUCGCUUAGCCAAAGAUCAGAGGCUUCUUCUUCUAAUCAGGAUGAAUCGCUUUGGCAUUGGAUAUGGGGAUUAGAAGUGUUACCGAAAAUCAAGCUCUUUAUGUGGAAAUGUCUCGCUGGGGCUAUUCCUACCUCGCAGGCGCUUCUAUCCCGAUCAAUUAACAUUGAUCCUCUUUGUCGUCGCUGUGGUAAUGAUUUUGAAACGCUGGAACAUGCUCUGCGAGACUGCCCUUGGGCCUCCUUUAUCUGGGAGGUCUCGCCCCUUCGUCUCAGCCCAGCUCCUGCUAAUGGUCACUGCUCGAUUGCUGCUUGGUUUGAAAUUAUUCGUCAGAUUCCUCAUGGAGAAACUCACAAAUCUUUUGCUAAUCUGGUGUGGGCGAUCUGGCAUGCUAGAAACCUCUUGGUUUUUCAAGAUAAGGAGAUUUCCCACUUUGAUUGUCUCUCUGCUUCUCAACGAGUUAUUUGGAAUAGGCUGGUUUCGACUCCUAAGGCGGCUGCUCCUCCCGUGGCGGUAGAGUGUAGGCGUGAUCAUCAAGUGAGGAUUUUCUGUGAUGCUUCGGUGGUGGAGGGUGUUGGAGUGGGUAUUGGUGUGGUUGUGAAAGACAAGGAUGGCCUCGUUCAAUGCUGCUGCUAUGGUUUCUUGCAUGGAGUGUUCACGGUUCUGGAAGGGGAAGCAAAAGCCGUUCAUACUGGACUCCAGUUGUGUAAGGACCGAAACUUUGAUGAUGCUAUUGCUGUGACUGACAGCCAACUGCUAUAUUGGUGCUUGGUUAAUGGUGAGCUCGAUCUUUCCUAUCUUGGCGACACUCUUGCGGGGAUUCGUCUCUUGGCUGCGGAGCUUCGGUUUUGUGCUUUUAGUUGGACUCCUCGGGAAGGCAAUGCAAAUGCCGAUGGUCUGGCGAAGUUAGCUAUGUCCUGUCGUACCGUUUUUACUUUUUCUGAUGUUCUACCCAACCUUGGGAACCUUUCUUCUUUAUCUUAA
Molecule: messenger RNA, 1434 nt
Organism: Salvia miltiorrhiza (redroot sage)
Lineage: Eukaryota; Viridiplantae; Streptophyta; Magnoliopsida; Lamiales; Lamiaceae
Exons: 1
Coding region: 1-1434 (477 amino acids)
Molecular function (GO): nucleic acid binding; RNA-DNA hybrid ribonuclease activity
Source: RefSeq, a predicted model, not a curated record